UUAAGACAUGCGAGUACCAAUAGAUUUAUGGUUUGGCUAUGAAUCAAGUGAUAAUAACUCCUAGGAUAUAAAUAGUGUGGAAAUUUUCCACGACCAUUGAACCCUUAGAUUUAGUGAAUGGUUUUUGGUAAGACAUAACAUCCACGCGUCCGUUGGGGGUCUUAUCGGAGAUGGGUGCUUAAGUAUACAUAUGUAAACGAUUGUCGAACCGGAUGAUAAGGGCGCAAUUGCCCGAUUGAUUAUCCCAAAACAUAAGCCAUUUGUGGCCUUAACACACCUGCUUCGCGUGGUUCCGGCAGUCCGAGUUCCACCACCGAAGCAGCAACCUGCUGCUGACCAUUCGAGCGAAACCGAAAGGGAAGAUAAUCGUACGAUGAGGGACGAAAGUGAGGAUUCCUGCUGCCUGCCCUUCAAGGAGGAGUUCCAGCGCUCCAAGUUCUCGCUUCAUCACGACGAUCCCGGUGUCUUUUGUCGGUCUCAAUGGCAGCACGGAGAUCGAAGUAUUCUCUGGGUUCUGUACCGCUGGCUCCUCGUUGCUUUCUAUGCUACUGGGGUGAUUAUGAGUUUCAUAAAGGUCUUUAACGAAGGCACUUGGUUUAUCUAUCUCACGCAUUGGGGCUUCAGUCUGUGCCUUUAUGUAUGCAUCUAUGGCGCUGUGGUGGCCACCAUUUACUUCAUCAGACCCUCGUAUUUCGGUGAGAAUCUUAAUCCAUUGAAGAUUUCCCUUAUGAAAACGACAAGGGACUCCACUUGCAGCUCCUGGCAGCGUGGCGCUGAAGAUCUAUUGGCUUUCCCAUUUCACAACUGUGACGCUGUCGAUGUUGAUAACGCUUAUUUAUUGGGCAGCGCUCUAUCCAUGUCAGUAGAUCUUCUGAAAAGGUUACAGAAUUCUGUAUCAUCAUUGUAUCAUCCCGUAGCCAUGCCAGAAGUCGGUGCAGAUUUGAACAAUCUCUGGGAGCACGCCUUCAACUCGAUUUUCAUGGUCCUGGACUGCUUCAUCCUUGCCUUUCCCGCGCACAUCAUGCACUUUAUAUAUCCCUUUGCGGUGAUCAUCACAUUUGGAAUUUUCUCGCUGAUCUACCACUGGUGCGACGGACAUGACUUUGAUGGCAAUCCCUUCAUCUAUCCCAUCUUGGACUGGGCUAGACCAGGCCUGGCCAUUGGUACGAUUUGUGGCUGUAUCGUGCUGGUGAGCUUCUUCUGCAUUUGUGUCUUUGGGUUCUACAGACUCCGUUUGUGCAUCUACAACCGAUGUUCGAGGAAGCAGAAAAGAGUGCAAAUUGCUUGAUUUUGAAUAAAGGAUAGCGGAUAUAUAUUCUAGAUAUUUUAAUGGG
Messenger RNA from Drosophila miranda, 1334 nucleotides. Its product is annotated as protein rolling stone-like. The record is from RefSeq and is a predicted model, not a curated record. NCBI's taxonomy places the organism in Eukaryota, Metazoa, Arthropoda, Insecta, Diptera, Drosophilidae. The transcript is spliced from 2 exons. Bases 374 to 1288 code for a protein of 304 amino acids. Gene Ontology annotation, cellular component: membrane.